Messenger RNA from Exophiala aquamarina CBS 119918, 1200 nucleotides. Its product is annotated as beta-lactamase. The coding region runs from base 1 to 1200 and encodes 399 amino acids. The transcript has 4 exons. NCBI's taxonomy places the organism in Eukaryota, Fungi, Ascomycota, Eurotiomycetes, Chaetothyriales, Herpotrichiellaceae. The record is from RefSeq and is a predicted model, not a curated record.
AUGGCCACUAGCUUCGAAACGGCCAUAACAAAGGCGGUGGAAGAUGGCAUCGUAGCUGGAGCUGCUGUAGCUGCUGUCAGCAAGAACGCAGGCGAGACUUUAUAUGCAAAGGCAUUUGGUAACCGAGUGCUCGGAGACAGCACGAAGCCGAUGGGCCUCGACUCAGUUGCGUGGCUUGCAUCUUGCUCCAAGAUCAGUACCUCCAUCGCUGCGAUGCAGUGUGUCGAGCGUGGAUUGUUAUCUCUCGAUGAGCCGAUCAGUAAGGUGCUCACCGAGUGGUCCAACCCGGAUAUUGUGACAGCGAUUGACGAGGGCGGCAAGCCGGCCUUGAAGAAAGCGACCAAAGCGAUCACUUUGCGGCACUUGUUGAGUCAUUCGUCCGGGUUGUCGUAUGCUUUUAUGAGCCCAUUGACGAUGCAAUAUUUCCAGGCGACGGGAAUAGAUCUCAACAUCUUUAAGAGGGCGAUCAAGGACAGCCUCGUUUAUCCGCUGGUCUUCGAGCCUGGAGAGGGCUGGGAGUACAGCACUGCGAUCGAUUGGGCGGGUCAGGCGGUGGAGCGAGUCAACGGCGGCAUCAAGCUAGGCGAAUACCUGAAGAAGAAUGUCUUUGAACCCGUCGGGGUCAAGGCUACGACCUUCCAGAUGGACCACCCCAACAUCAAGGACAAGCUGCUAGGACGGACCUUUCGUCCCACUCCGGAGGCGAAAGCUGUGACUGACGCUCCUGACGUCGGGAUGUACUUUACCCAGCAGCCUGCGGACGAUUUCGGUGGCGCGGGGCUGUUCAGCUCGGCCGAGGACUAUAUCAAGAUCUUGAGAUCCCUGCUGGUAGACGAUGGCGUGUUGCUGAAACCCGAGAGCGUGCGGGAGCUCUUCGCUCCGCAGCUCCCAGACGGCAAGUAUAUCGCCGAGAAAAUGGACAAUCCACAGUCUGCGGCGUUCCUGGCUCCCAGUUAUGGGGCAGGACAUAAAUGGAAUCACGGGCUCGGAGGCGCGUUGGCAGUCGAGGGGAUUGAAGGCCGUCUGAGCCCCGGAUCUCUGCAGUGGGCGGGUCUUCCAAACUCAUACUGGUGGGUUGACCGCAAGAGAGGUGUUGCUGGAGUUUAUAUCGCUGAGCUGUACCCGCCAGCCGACCCGUUGACACAGCAGCUCUUUGCUCAAUUUCAGAAGGACGCCUAUGCUUUGGCGGGAACAGCAUAG